AGAAAGGGCUAUUUACAACAACAACAAAAUAAUAACUUGCUACAGCCCCAUGCAACGUAUUCUCUACAGCGUGGAAGAACAGGCUUUUCAGGUGACCAUUUUUACGCAGCCCGUCAAUGAAGAGGAAUAGGUGCUUUUUAAAUUCACCUUUCUAUCUUCUGGAUUCUGGAUUGUGACAAGUGCCAGGACAGGACAGGGGCGUCCAGAACCAGAAGUACCGAAAAGGAACUUCGGGGAGUGUUCACCUAUAGCCUGCCUUUAAACGGUAGGGGAUAGGGUCUUCUCACCGCCCACCCACCUGACGGAACAUUCGCGUCUGCUUUGUCCCAAACCCCGGAGCCAAGACGUUGCUGCGCAGAGAACCGUGUGGCCCCAGACCCAGCACCGGAGCCCGCGUGGGAAGGUCGGUCCUCGGUGUCCUCCAGACAGGCGGGAUGAUGGUCCACUGCGCCGGGUGCGACAGGCCCAUCCUGGACCGGUUCCUGCUUAACGUGUUGGACCAAGCCUGGCACGCCAAAUGCGUCCAGUGCUGCGAGUGCAACUGUAAUCUGACAGAGAAGUGCUUCUCCCGGGAUGGGAAGCUCUAUUGUAAAAUGGACUUUUUCAGGAGGUUUGGGACGAAGUGCGCAGGAUGCCUCCAAGGCAUCUCUCCCAGUGAUCUGGUGCGCAAGGCGCGCAGCAAGGUGUUCCAUCUCAACUGCUUCACGUGCAUGGUGUGCAACAAGCAGCUGUCCACGGGCGAGGAACUCUAUGUUAUCGACGAAAAUAAAUUUGUUUGUAAAGAAGACUACCUGAGCUCAGGGGCGAUCAAGGAAGUCAACUUGAAUUCAGUGUCAUCAUGCACAGACAGAAGUUUAUCGCCGGACCUCCAGGACCCGAUGCAGGACGACACAAAAGAGACGGACAAUUCCACAUGCUCAGAUAAGGACACGAACAAUAACGAGAAUGAGGAGCAGAGUUCGGGUACGAAGCGGCGAGGUCCGCGAACCACCAUCAAAGCCAAGCAGCUGGAAACGCUGAAGGCUGCCUUCGUGGCCACGCCGAAACCCACCCGACACAUCCGAGAACAGUUGGCCCAGGAGACGGGACUCAACAUGCGGGUUAUACAGGUGUGGUUCCAGAACCGUCGGUCUAAGGAGCGGAGAAUGAAGCAGCUGAGUGCUCUGGGGGCCCGGCGGCACGCCUUCUUCAGAGGGCCCAGGAGGAUGAGGUCCAUGGGGGGACGACUGGAGGACCCAGACAUACUGGGGCCUGGGGCCUACGGAUACUACACAGAGUACCAGGGCGACUACUACGGAGGGGGCAACUAUGAAUUCUUCCCCCACGGCCCUCCCUCCUCUCAGGCUCAGUCUCCAGCAGAAUCCCCCUACAUCCAUGGAGGGGCCAUGGAGGGCUCUGUGUCAGCCCACCACCCCUCUGACGACCAGAGGUUCACGGACAUGAUCUCCCACGCAGAUACCCCCAGCCCAGAGCCCGGCCUGCCCAGCUCCCUACAUCCUGUCCCUGGUGAGGCAUACGGAGGGGGGCCCAGCCCACCAUUCUCCCUGGCUAGUAACUCCAGCUACAGCGCCCCCAUGUCCCACCCUGGACAGGAGAUGGGAGAGACCACCGUCUGGUAGACUAGAGCCUGGGUCUGGGAAAGGGAUGAGGGUUUCGUUGGGGGGAGGGUGAACUUCCCAUUUUCGAUUCAAUCUACACGGGAGAUGAAUUUGAAGACAUUAUGAAUAAGUAGUUAUGAAUUAAAAAUGGCGUUUAUGUAUUUGUUAAUGGGGAUUUUUCUAUUCACGGAUUCACGUAUUUUUGAAUUGACUUGCUGAAUUGAUGGAGUUGAAAUGGAAUUGUUCCCCCUGACUCUUACCCUUCACGUGAAGGACUGAGGAUGGAAGAUGGGGUGGCUUUGCUGGACAUAUCUGAACUUUGUUGUACUAUUCGCUGCCCUAUUCGGCCCCGUUAGUAGAAAUACACUCCCACCCACCUCUGGGGAAAAUGAACUGGGAUUGGAGAAAGAAAGACAGCGGUUCCUCUUGCCCCAGUAUCACCCCCCCCCCCCACCCCCCACUAAGGACACGUGAUAUUGCAGAGAGAGAUAAAGAAAGAAUACAAGCCAAAAGGAACGCUUUAUGUAUUUUAUUUUUUGGUUUCAAAACUGUCUUGGUUUUUUAUUCUAGCCUACUGUUUCUUAAAGGCACAGUGUUGUAGGUCUAACUGGUCAGUUCCUCUUCUGCAUAACAGAUGUUUUACUGGUACAUCAGUCUCCUAUUGUAAUAUUGCUUCCAAUACAAUGCUCAAAUACA
Molecule: messenger RNA, 2294 nt
Organism: Oncorhynchus nerka (sockeye salmon)
Lineage: Eukaryota; Metazoa; Chordata; Actinopteri; Salmoniformes; Salmonidae
Product: LIM/homeobox protein Lhx5-like
Exons: 5
Coding region: 435-1619 (394 amino acids)
Biological process (GO): regulation of transcription by RNA polymerase II; neuron differentiation
Cellular component (GO): nucleus
Molecular function (GO): RNA polymerase II transcription regulatory region sequence-specific DNA binding; DNA-binding transcription factor activity, RNA polymerase II-specific; zinc ion binding
Source: RefSeq, a predicted model, not a curated record